AUGAGCGAAAAGGUGAAAGGUAAAAAGAAAACCCAAAUAGAGAAUAAGUUGAAAAAGGGUGCUAGUUCACAACAACGGAAGGAAACCUGUAUGAAAAAUGGUUUGGAAGAUCGACCCAGGACAGCCGAUUACGAUUACCUUGAAGUGAUUCAACUGGAGCAUGCCGUGACCAAACUGGUGGAGUCCUAUAACAAAAUAAUUGAACUUUCGCCAAAUCUAGUAACUUAUAAUGAAGCCGUAGACAAUCAAGAUAAAGUGCCAGUUCAAAUACUUCCCUCUCUGUCACGUUACCAACUCAAAUUAGCCGCUGAAUUGAAAACACUGCAUGAUCUUAAAAAAGACCCUAUCCUCAGAGAGAUCAGUGACUAUGAAAAUGUAUUCGAUAUUGAACAGAAGCAACCUAUCUUGCAAGAAAUCAAUAAAUUUGACAUGGAAAAGUUAGAACAAAUCAAAAAAGAGAGAAAAGACAAAAUCGAUAUAAAUGUAUACGAAAGUUUGAAUGGAAAGGAAGAGGAAGAGGAGGAGGACGAAGGAGAAGAUAGUUAUGACCCAACAAAGACAGGAGAUACCACUAAAACAACAAAAUGGCCUCCCAAAUUACCAGAGAUUCAAGAUUUAGCAAUCAGGGCAAGAGUGUUCAUUCAUAAAUCUACCAUAAAAGAUAAAGUAUACCUGUCUGGAUCAGAAAUGAUCAAUGCACAUAACGAAAGACUAGAAUUCUUGGGUGAUUCAAUUUUGAAUUCUGUUAUGACACUAAUUAUUUAUAAUAAGUUUCCGGAUUACAGCGAAGGUCAGUUAUCAACAUUGAGGAUGAAUUUGGUUAGCAACGAGCAGAUCAAGCAAUGGGCGAUAAUGUAUAAGUUUCAUGAGAAACUCAAAACAAAUUUUGAUCUAAAGGAUGAGAAUUCCAACUUCCAAAACGGUAAACUAAAACUAUAUGCAGAUGUGUUUGAAGCCUAUAUUGGUGGCCUGAUGGAAGAUGAUCCAAGGAACAAUUUGCCUAAAAUAAGAAAAUGGUUAAGAAGACUGGCCAAACCGGUCAUCGAGGAGGCCACUCAUAGUCAAGUUGCCUUGGAAAAAACGGACAAACUUGACAUGAAUGCCAAAAGACAGCUUUACUCUUUGAUUGGUUAUGCGUCAUUACGUCUACAUUAUGUUACUGUCAAAAAGCCAACUGCAAUUGACCCGAAUUCCAUAGUAGAAUGUAGAGUUGGCGACGGUACCGUUCUAGGAACUGGUGUGGGAAGAAACAUCAAAAUUGCGGGUAUCAGGGCCGCAGAAAGUGCUCUUCGUGACAAGAAAGUAUUAGAUUUCUAUGCCAAGCAAAGAGCCGCAAUUCCUAGAAGUGAAUCUGUGCUGAAGGAUCCCUCAAAUAAGAAUAAGAAAAGAAAAUUUUCAGACACGAAUUGA
Messenger RNA from Saccharomyces eubayanus, 1410 nucleotides. RefSeq names its product ribonuclease III (gene RNT1). Gene Ontology annotation, molecular function: ribonuclease III activity; double-stranded RNA binding. The record is from RefSeq and is a predicted model, not a curated record. Gene Ontology annotation, biological process: primary miRNA processing; rRNA processing; regulation of gene expression. Gene Ontology annotation, cellular component: nucleus. Bases 1 to 1410 code for a protein of 469 amino acids. NCBI's taxonomy places the organism in Eukaryota, Fungi, Ascomycota, Saccharomycetes, Saccharomycetales, Saccharomycetaceae. The transcript has a single exon.